AUGUCACAAUUAUUUGAGCCAGAAUCUGCUGCUCAAGAUCCCGUACUGACUACGUCUGCAGAUGUUUUUCCCGCAGAAGUGGAUGUUUCGUCGGUGCCGGUGACGUACCGAAUCCUGGUCUCGCGCCGCGAGGCCGGAGUGAUUAUAGGAAAGAAUGGCGAUUGCAUUACGCAGAUCCGAGACGGGUCCGGCGUGAAAGCUGGAGUGUCCCGUCUUGUUGAAGGGUGUGCAGAUCGUAUUCUCACUGUCACCGGUGCCAUCGAAAACGUGUCUCAAGCCCUUGGUCUGUUCGCGCGUGCUCUCGCAGAGUCGCAACCGCAGCCGCAAUCGCAGUCACAGCCGCAGGGAAGUAUUCCUGCUUACACGGCGUUUCCGCUGAAACCGUUGUGUCCUGCUCCCGUGCCUCCAAACGCUGAAAUCGCCAGUUUGCGACUGAUGAUCCCUCACGCUCUGAUGGGAACACUCAUCGGAAAGCAGGGAAUACGCAUCAAAGCCAUCCAGGAGAGCCACCAUGUGAAGAUGGUUGCCUCCAAAGACUUUCUGGCAGGCUCCACAGAGCGUAUUGUGGAGAUUCAGGGACCUCCCUCAGACAUCAGCGAAGCAUUGACGGUGAUCUCGAAGUGUCUGCUUGAAGACUGGCAUAGCGCGACGGGGACGAAUUACUACUUCCCUUCGAAACGCGCCGCUCCAGCGCAGAGACCAAGGUUGCAUGCGGACCCGGCGUCGGGUGCAAAAGAUGCCAGUGAAUUGGUCAAGUUCCCUGGCGAGUUGGUGGGUGCAUUGAUAGGAAAGAAGGGCGCAAGGAUACAGGAGAUCAGGCGUGACUCUGGUUGUACGAUUUCGAUUGAGCCAGAAGAUGAUCAGAAUGGAGAAAGAGCGUUCGCCCUGACUGGAUCUCCGGAAAACGUGGAGAGGGCGUUGACUCUAUUGUAUGGACAUCUGGAGAGGGAGAGGCAGAGGAGGGCUCUUGUAACGAGCAAUGAGGAGUGA
Messenger RNA from Kuraishia capsulata CBS 1993, 990 nucleotides. RefSeq lists its product as uncharacterized. The record is from RefSeq and is a predicted model, not a curated record. Gene Ontology annotation, cellular component: cytoplasm; nucleus. Gene Ontology annotation, molecular function: mRNA 3'-UTR AU-rich region binding. Bases 1 to 990 code for a protein of 329 amino acids. The transcript has a single exon. Gene Ontology annotation, biological process: 3'-UTR-mediated mRNA stabilization. Lineage: Eukaryota; Fungi; Ascomycota; Pichiomycetes; Pichiales; Pichiaceae.